CAAAUAUAAAACGGGCGGCGAAGUUAGUCGUAGUUAGUUUAAGUUCGAAAAGCGAUCAGUCGACUUCGAAAUACACGAAGAGUGACUAACGAUAAAAAUAAAGUUUUUAACGAUCGAAAUAAAUUAAACGAAUAUAUACGAGUGUGCGUUCAAUUAACACCGUGAACCUUGACAAAAUACGAUCUAACGGUUAAAAAGAAACCAUAAAAGAAUAAAUUAAGAAAAAGAAAAAAGAACGAAAAAAAAAUUCGAUAUAAAAUGGCAUUAGUACCGAGUACUAUGUUUCGUAAUUGGUGGGACGAAAUGGACCGUUUUCAUCGUGAAUUGGAACAACAUUUUCAACGUUUAUCAACGACACACGAUUUUCCUUCGCCACCAGCAUUACCGUCAUUUAAAGAAUUCUUUCGUCCUUGGCGCGAAGUAUUCCAGGAAUUAGAACAACAAGUAGGAGGUUCGGCAAAGGUCGAAGAGGGCCAAGAUAAGUACAGAGUGAUCGUCGAUGUGCAACAAUUUGCACCGGAGGAAAUAACCGUUAGAACAGAUGACAAAUGUAUUACCAUUGAGGGUAAACACGAGGAGAAGAAAGAUCAACAUGGUUAUAUCUCACGACAUUUCGUACGACGAUAUCAACUACCUCAAGGUUAUGAUAUCGGCCAUGUUAGACCAAGCUUAUCAUCCGAUGGCAUUCUAACUAUCACUGCACCAAGACUUGUUUUACCUGCUCCUGGCGAAAGAAUCGUUCCGAUUGAACGUCAAAACAGACCUGCCAUCAAAGUCUAAAGAAAGAAAGAAAGAAAAAAAAAAGAAAAAAGGAAAAGAAAAGAAAGAGAAAAAAACAAUCAUUCGUUUACAACUUCAAAUACAAUAAUCUUAUUCUUUUUCUAAUUGAUAUCAACUCAAUAAUAUUAGCGAAAUAUUCGAUUACUUACCCGUCUUUUAUUCGCUUAUUUGUACUUCUAAAUGAUAGAUUUUUGUUUCGUUAAUUUUUGGAUCAAUUAACGAUUAAGAUCAAUUAAUAUGUACGAGAUAACAAUGAGAUUGGAUUUCGACGUGCAUUCAAAAAUUCGCGGGUAUAUUUGAAAUCUUUGCUUUCUCUCUCUCUCUCUCUCUAUCUAUCUAUCUUUAUCUAUCUAUCUUUCUGUAGUUGGUAUUAUAAUAUAUUAUACUAGCUUAAUGGCUUUGUAAUAUAGUUGUAUAUCAUUCUAAAUUAUUACUUGUUAUACAAGAAUAUUAUAAUAUUUGUAGUAUUUUAAUUAUUAUAUGAAUUGUGUUAACAAUAUUCUCGUAUAUCGAUUGAAGAUAAAUGAUGAAACAAAAAAACAAAAAAACAAAAAAAAAAAGAAAAGAAAAAGAAGAAGAAGAAAAGAGAAACUAUGUAUGAAGAUUCCUGGAUUAUUACUUUUUCUUUUUUUUUUUUUUUUAUAUUUGAUAAAUAUCGGUUGUUAAUUCGAAUUUCAUUUAUAUGGCAAUUGUCAAUAUUUUCCUUUUCACUUUCAGAAUUAGAGUUUCAAUGAUGUAUUAUACAAGUAAUAGGUAUGUUCCGAGAAUUACUGUUAUGAGAUAAUUGAAAUCGAGUCACGUAUACAUGUGUCUCAUUAUGUGAUACUUAUCUGAAAAAUGUUUAUGUUGUAUGGAUAGAAUGGAAUGCAUAAUUAUAAAUACAUAAUGAAUGCAUAAUACAAAUACACGUAACAAACUGUUAUUAAAGGAAAAAUAUUAA
Molecule: messenger RNA, 1720 nt
Organism: Vespula pensylvanica (western yellowjacket)
Lineage: Eukaryota; Metazoa; Arthropoda; Insecta; Hymenoptera; Vespidae
Product: protein lethal(2)essential for life-like
Exons: 2
Coding region: 259-780 (173 amino acids)
Biological process (GO): response to heat; protein refolding
Molecular function (GO): protein folding chaperone
Source: RefSeq, a predicted model, not a curated record